Molecule: messenger RNA, 3917 nt
Organism: Synchiropus splendidus (mandarinfish)
Lineage: Eukaryota; Metazoa; Chordata; Actinopteri; Syngnathiformes; Callionymidae
Gene: dhx8
Product: DEAH (Asp-Glu-Ala-His) box polypeptide 8
Exons: 23
Coding region: 105-3767 (1220 amino acids)
Biological process (GO): mRNA splicing, via spliceosome; spliceosomal complex disassembly
Cellular component (GO): catalytic step 2 spliceosome; intracellular anatomical structure
Molecular function (GO): RNA binding; ATP binding; RNA helicase activity
Source: RefSeq, a predicted model, not a curated record
ACAGGAAAUGACGUCAUAAGCCGGAGCCCUGGAAGCAAAACUGGAUGAAGAAGCAAAUAGGGCAGUGACAACACCGUGUCUGAACAAAACAAGACCGGAGAAAAAUGGCCGAAGUCGAUGAACUCUCGCAGCUGGAGUACCUAUCACUGGUGUCCAAAGUCUGUACGGAACUUGACAACCAUCUGGGCAUAAGUGAUAAAGAUUUAGCUGAAUUUGUCAUUCACCUCGCUGAAAAAGAACCAACAUUUGAGGGAUUUAAAGAUGUACUUCUUAAAAAUGGAGCAGAAUUCACAGAUUCUCUCACCAGUAACUUGCUUAGGCUUAUUCAGACGAUGCGGCCUCCUUCCAAGGCAUCUACAAGUAAAGCGUCUGAGCCCAUCAAACCAAAAUCAGAGAAGGAGAAACUGCGGGAGAUGUUCCCUGCUCUCUGUCGAGCAAAUGAUCCAGAACCAAAAAAACUUCUUGACGAAGACGAUGUUAAAGUAGCUGCUGAUGCCAUGAAAGAGCUGGAGAUGUUCAUGCCCAGUGUCAGCGGGACUGAUACAAAAAGCACUAAAAGCAAGUCAGAGAAAAGUAGACGGAGCAGAAGCCGCAGCAGGAGUCGAGAUAGGGACAGACACAGAGAUCGCGACAGAGAGAGGGACCGCGAUCGAGAUCGUGACAGGGAUCGUGAUCGUGACAGAGAUCGUGACAGACGACGGCGACACAGAUCUCGCUCCCGGUCAAGGUCCCGCUCUAGAGACCGUGAGCGUCAGAGGGACCGAGACUAUCGUGGUAAAAGACCACAAAAGUCAUCACGGUGGUCAGACCGGUCACCGAGUCCCAGAAAAGAGCAGGACUCUGACAGAUGGAAGGACAAACAUGUGGACCGCCCUCCUCCUGAGGAGCCGUCAGUUGGUGAUAUCUACAAUGGGAAAGUCACCAGUAUCAUGCAGUUUGGGUGUUUCGUCCAGCUGGAAGGACUGAGAAAACGAUGGGAAGGAUUGGUUCACAUUUCAGAGCUUCGUAGAGAAGGCCGUGUGGCCAAUGUGGCAGAUGUUGUCAACAAAGGUCAAAGAGUCAAAGUCAAGGUGCUGUCAUUCACCGGCUCCAAGACCAGCUUGAGCAUGAAGGAUGUAGACCAAGAUACUGGCGAAGACCUCAACCCCAACAGGAGGCGUAACGUGGGCCCAGACGGAGGGGAGGACAGCAUGCGAAAUCCAGACCGGCCAAGCAACUUAAACCUGGGCCACGCACCCGAGAUGGAGCAGGACGACACCCUGGAGCGCAAGAGGCUCACUAAAAUAUCCGACCCUGAGAAAUGGGAGAUCAAACAGAUGAUUGCAGCAAAUGUCUUGUCGAAAGAGGAGUUUCCUGACUUUGAUGACGAGACUGGAAUUCUUCCUAAAGUGGACGACGAAGAGGAUGAAGACUUGGAGAUUGAACUUGUGGAAGAGGAGCCCCCGUUCCUGAGAGGACACACCAAACAGAGCAUGGACAUGAGCCCGGUCAAGAUUGUUAAGAAUCCAGAUGGCUCCCUGUCCCAGGCGGCUAUGAUGCAGAGCGCUUUGGCAAAAGAGCGACGUGAGCUGAAGCAGGCAGCUCGAGAGGCGGAGAUGGACUCAAUUCCCAUGGGACUGAACAAGCACUGGGUCGACCCCCUGCCAGACGCUGAUGGGCGCCAGAUUGCAGCUAACAUGAGGGGCAUCGGCAUGAUGCCCAAUGACAUCCCGGAGUGGAAGAAGCACGCCUUCGGAGGCAACAAGGCCUCCUACGGAAAGAAGACCCAGCUUUCCAUUCUGGAACAGAGAGAGAGUUUGCCCAUCUACAAGCUGAAGGAGCAGCUCAUUCAGGCUGUUCAUGACAACCAGAUCCUGAUUGUGAUCGGGGAAACUGGCUCUGGUAAGACCACACAGAUCACUCAGUACCUGGCUGAGGCCGGUUACACCACCAGAGGGAAAAUAGGAUGCACUCAGCCCCGACGUGUGGCCGCCAUGUCGGUGGCUAAGAGAGUGUCUGAAGAGUAUGGCUGCUGUCUGGGACAGGAGGUGGGUUACACUAUCCGUUUUGAAGACUGCACCAGCCCAGAGACAGUGAUCAAGUACAUGACAGACGGUAUGCUGCUGAGAGAGUGUCUCAUAGACUCUGAGCUGGGUCAGUAUGCCAUCAUCAUGUUGGAUGAAGCCCACGAGAGGACCAUCCACACCGACGUUCUGUUUGGCUUACUCAAGAAGACGGUGCAGAAGCGGACAGACAUGAAGCUCAUUGUGACCUCGGCCACGCUGGACGCCGUCAAGUUCUCUCAGUACUUCUACGAGGCACCCAUCUUCACCAUCCCAGGACGAACUUAUCCUGUAGAAGUUCUUUACACCAAAGAACCUGAGACGGACUACCUGGACGCCAGUCUGAUCACUGUCAUGCAGAUCCACCUGACCGAGCCUCCAGGUGAUAUCCUGGUGUUCCUGACUGGACAGGAGGAGAUCGACACGGCUUGUGAAAUCCUCUACGAGCGCAUGAAAUCUUUAGGUCCUGAUGUUCCGGAGCUGAUUAUUCUCCCUGUCUACUCUGCACUGCCCAGUGAGAUGCAGACCAGAAUCUUUGACCCGGCGCCUCCAGGCAGCAGAAAGGUGGUUAUAGCAACAAAUAUUGCUGAGACGUCGCUGACCAUCGACGGAAUCUAUUACGUCGUGGAUCCUGGCUUUGUCAAACAGAAAGUCUACAACUCCAAGACAGGAAUCGACCAGCUGGUGGUGACGCCCAUCUCACAGGCUCAGGCAAAGCAGCGGGCCGGCAGAGCUGGGCGAACAGGACCGGGUAAAUGUUACCGGCUCUACACAGAGAGAGCGUACCGAGAUGAGAUGUUGACCACAAACGUGCCGGAGAUCCAGAGAACAAACUUGUCCAGCACUGUGCUCUCCCUCAAGGCCAUGGGCAUCAACGACCUGCUUUCUUUUGACUUCAUGGACGCUCCUCCCAUGGAGACGCUCAUCACCGCCAUGGAGCAGCUCUACACUCUGGGUGCUCUGGAUGAUGAAGGCCUGCUCACUCGCCUCGGCAGACGGAUGGCCGAGUUUCCUCUAGAACCCAUGCUGUGCAAGAUGUUGAUCAUGUCUGUGCACCUGGGCUGCAGUGAAGAGAUGCUGACCAUCGUGUCCAUGUUGUCGGUGCAGAACGUCUUCUACAGGCCUAAAGACAAGCAGGCCUUGGCUGACCAGAAGAAGGCCAAGUUCCACCAACCUGAGGGUGACCAUCUUACACUGCUGGCUGUCUACAACUCAUGGAAAAACAACAAAUUCUCAAACCCAUGGUGCUACGAGAACUUCAUCCAGGCUCGAUCUCUGCGCCGCGCUCAGGACAUCCGCAAGCAGAUGUUGGGCAUCAUGGACCGACACAAACUGGACGUGGUAUCAUGUGGCAAGGCCACGGUGAGAGUCCAGAAAGCUAUCUGCAGCGGUUUCUUCAGGAACGCGGCUAAAAAGGAUCCACAAGAAGGCUACAGGACGCUGAUAGACCAACAGGUGGUCUACAUCCAUCCUUCCAGCGCAUUGUUCAACCGACAGCCUGAGUGGGUUGUGUACCAUGAGCUGGUGCUCACCACAAAGGAGUACAUGCGAGAGGUGACCACCAUCGACCCCCGCUGGCUGGUGGAGUUUUCGCCUGCCUUCUUCAAAGUCUCAGACCCCACUCGCCUCAGCAAGCAGAAGAAACAGCAGCGCCUGGAGCCGCUGUACAAUCGCUACGAGGAGCCCAACGCCUGGAGGAUCUCACGGGCGUUCAGGAGGCGCUGAGUCCCAUACUUCACUGUCCCUCUGGUGGAGCUUGCUGUUUUUAUAAGUACAUGCUUUUUACUAAGUCAGAGUUAAACCUUUGGACAAGUCUUUUUUGUUUGAGUUACCUUAGUUGCUGUAAUAAUGUACAUUUUUGGUGUCUGACAUCAA